UCUGUGAUUUAGAGGAGGCUGCGAUUCAGUUCCCUCCGCUUUCACUCAUUCAACAAGCUGCACGUUUGCGGAGAGAAAAACAACCCUAACACGGAUCAGAAGAAAUGGAGUUGGGGAAAUUGAACCGAACCUCUGCAACCACACGGUAACGCGAGCGUCGAUGAGAAGAGGACUGAAGAAUGGCUGCUCCCGACCUCCUUGAUCCUAAAACAGCCACUCACAACUCCAAACCACGUCUGUCGUUCUCGGCUCCGCCUGUGCUGCUGAAGUCUCCAGAUGACUUUGAGCCUCGUGUGACUGUAAUGCGCUGGAAAACAGUGUUGAGCGUCUUCCUGCUAGUGGUGCUGUACUUAAUUCUCGGAGCAACUGUGUUUAAAGAGCUGGAGCAGCCUCAUGAGACAUCCCAGAAACUGGCCAUCCUGGUGGAAAAACUGGAAUUCCUUGAGCAGCAUCCAUGCGUCAAUUCAUCAGAACUGGAAAACUUUGUUAAGGUGAAACAGCUGAUAUGCACACAAACCAAAUAUUGGACAAAACGCAUGUUGGGCUACACAUUUUAG
This is a messenger RNA of Sinocyclocheilus grahami, 557 nucleotides long. Its product is annotated as potassium channel subfamily K member 2-like. Gene Ontology annotation, molecular function: potassium channel activity. Gene Ontology annotation, biological process: potassium ion transmembrane transport. Gene Ontology annotation, cellular component: membrane. The record is from RefSeq and is a predicted model, not a curated record. NCBI's taxonomy places the organism in Eukaryota, Metazoa, Chordata, Actinopteri, Cypriniformes, Cyprinidae. The transcript has 2 exons. The coding region runs from base 180 to 557 and encodes 125 amino acids.